AGGCUCCGCCCCGGAGGCUUGGAAGUGCGGGACACCGAGAGCAGGGAUGCCGGGACAGCCGGCCCGAUCUCCGGUGCGGAACCAAUUGUGACGACGGCUAGGUUACCCGCCGGCGCUACAAAGGUGCCACACCGGAGGGGCGGCGUGCGCCGGCGUGACGCGGCUACGCGGGAUGGGCCGGGCCAGGGCCAAGGCCGAGGCGGCAGCGGCUGCGAGAGGCGGUGGCACGACGACGGUCCCUCGGCCCAGCCACCAUGAGCACCAAGCAGAUCACUUGCAGGUAUUUUAUGCAUGGUGUGUGUCGGGAAGGAAGUCAGUGCCUAUUCUCACAUGACUUGGCAAACAGCAAGCCGUCCACCAUCUGCAAGUACUACCAGAAGGGCUACUGUGCCUAUGGAACUCGGUGCAGAUAUGACCACACGAGGCCCUCUGCUGCAGCUGGAGGUGCUGUGGGCACCAUGGCCCACAGUGUGCCCUCCCCAGCUUUCCACAGUCCUCACCCUCCUUCCGAGGUCACUGCAUCCAUUGUGAAAACUAACUCACAUGAACCCGGAAAGCGUGAAAAGAGAACAUUGGUUCUUAGAGACCGAAAUCUCUCUGGCAUGGCUGAAGGGAAGACCCAGCCGAGCAUGGCGAGUAAUCCAGGCAGCUGCAGCGACCCCCAGCCCAGCCCCGAGAUGAAGCCGCAUUCCUACCUGGAUGCCAUCAGGAGUGGCCUUGAUGAGGUGGAGGCCAGCAGCUCCUACAGCAAUGAGCAGCAGCUGUGCCCCUACGCAGCUGCUGGGGAGUGCCGGUUUGGGGAUGCCUGUGUCUACCUGCACGGGGAGGUGUGUGAAAUCUGUAGGCUACAAGUCUUGCACCCAUUCGACCCAGAGCAGAGGAAGGCUCACGAAAAGAUCUGCAUGUUGACAUUCGAACAUGAGAUGGAAAAGGCCUUUGCCUUCCAGGCAAGCCAGGACAAAGUGUGCAGUAUCUGCAUGGAAGUGAUCCUGGAGAAGGCCUCUGCUUCUGAGAGGAGAUUUGGGAUUCUCUCCAAUUGCAAUCACACGUACUGCUUGUCCUGCAUCCGGCAGUGGCGGUGUGCCAAACAGUUUGAAAACCCAAUCAUUAAGUCUUGUCCAGAAUGCCGUGUGAUAUCAGAGUUUGUAAUUCCAAGUGUGUAUUGGGUGGAAGAUCAGAAUAAAAAGAACGAGUUGAUUGAAGCUUUCAAACAGGGGAUGGGGAAAAAAGCCUGUAAAUACUUUGAGCAAGGCAAGGGGACCUGCCCAUUUGGAAGCAAAUGUCUUUAUCGCCAUGCUUACCCCGAUGGGCGGCUAGCAGAGCCUGAGAAACCUCGGAAACAGCUCAGUUCUCAAGGCACUGUGAGGUUCUUUAAUUCAGUGCGGCUCUGGGAUUUCAUCGAGAACCGAGAAAGCCGGCAUGUCCCCAACAAUGAAGAUGUCGACAUGACAGAGCUCGGGGACCUCUUCAUGCACCUUUCCGGAGUGGAGUCAUCAGAACCCUAAAGAGUAGAUGGUUGCCCUGCAUCUUGGGCUCCAUCGGCCGAAACUUUCCCAAGCCAGGGUGUGCGGAGCUUCCCUGUACUGCAGCCAAGGUGAUGUGUGGCUUGGAUUUGAGUGGAGUUGGGCUUAGCCUUAGUCUCAUUCACUCUCCAUUAUUACAGCCAUGGGGAAGAGUGAAAGAUAUAAAGUAACCUAAUUAAAUGUAUGGAAUUGCUAUUUUUAUAGCUGGUAUAGUUACACCUCAAGCCCCUCAGGGGUAACAACUAACACCCAAACUGUUUGGAUUGAUUGCUUUAAAAAACAAACCUGGCUCUUAUCUUUGAUCUUUUCUUCCCCAGAAAUAGUAAACUUGCAGCUGCCCCUAAUGCAGCAUAUUUUUCUUACCAAAGGAGUCUUCAACCCUAUAAAAGGAUUCCUCUAUAGUGUAUUUCUCUAGUGUAUUUAGUGUGUGGUCAAAAUUUUGAUUUAUACAGAGCUUUCAAGAACACACAAUGCAAAGUGAGCGCAGCAUAGCUGUUAACAAACAUACAACUUUUUUCUAGGGCUUUAAGGGUGGUCAUUUUUUUCGAGUUCUCUCAAGUGUCCCAAAUCAGGGUAGCAAUCUUGUUGCCAUAUGUGCAGCAAACAAAGUGGAAGCAUAAAUCUUCUUCUCCCUUAGAGAGGCUCUUCAAGGAGCAGGAGGUACAGUACUGGGUAGCAGUCUGGCCCUCCUGUCGUCUGGUUGGUGUUGGGGCCUACAGCCAGGGCCCUCUAGGGGAACCAAGCCUCUGCUCUCACCUGUGGGUUCAUGCCCAUCAGGGUAAUUGUAUUGAGAACUCAACUCAAAUAUACGUGCACUUACAUGUGUGGUUCGUACUCAAGUGAUCUAUUAUCUAGCUGCAAAGCCUGGCUUUGAUUUGAAAUUUUGUAAAAAUUUCAUGGCACCCAAGGUUUCUGAUUCUGACCCAGCAGUGGUCCUGAAGAGAGCUGACGGCAAGUCUUGUAGUCAUUUUGAUUUUAAUUAAUUGAAGGGUGAGCACAACCUUGUGAACCAGCACUAGCUUGUUCCAAGCUGGAAUUUAUCUAAUCUAUUUUUGUGUUUAAUUGUGUUUAAAAAAGCUGUACCUACCGAAUAGUUUAUAAAAUGUAUUAUUACUUAAGGUAUUAGCUGAGUUUAGAGUACUUUCUGCUUAAUUAAUUUUUAUACUUUACUUAACUCUUCAGUAGAGGUUUACAAAGAGUACAAAGGUUAAAUUACAAAUUCAUUCCCAGCCUAGGCUCUGGGCACAUUUCCUGUUCUUGACUUCUUCUGCUCCUGAAGAGGGUGAACAAAUGGGGCAUUCAAGUUGUGAGCUCAGAAUUACUUUAAAAGGAGGUAACAGCCAUUACACCUAAAUUUAAUUUAUUUUAUUAAAAUAACAUAAUUGAGGGACCAUCAGAUAACUGUAUUUUGUCAGGUGCAAUAAAAACAAAAUUAAAACCCAAAUCAUCAAGAAAA
Molecule: messenger RNA, 2979 nt
Organism: Gorilla gorilla gorilla (western lowland gorilla)
Lineage: Eukaryota; Metazoa; Chordata; Mammalia; Primates; Hominidae
Gene: MKRN2
Product: makorin ring finger protein 2
Exons: 8
Coding region: 255-1505 (416 amino acids)
Biological process (GO): protein polyubiquitination
Molecular function (GO): metal ion binding; ubiquitin protein ligase activity
Source: RefSeq, a predicted model, not a curated record